Molecule: messenger RNA, 513 nt
Organism: Microsporum canis CBS 113480
Lineage: Eukaryota; Fungi; Ascomycota; Eurotiomycetes; Onygenales; Arthrodermataceae
Product: RNAse P Rpr2/Rpp21 subunit domain-containing protein
Exons: 1
Coding region: 1-513 (170 amino acids)
Biological process (GO): tRNA processing
Cellular component (GO): nucleolar ribonuclease P complex
Source: RefSeq, a predicted model, not a curated record
AUGGCAAAGAAGACCCAGAAGGCUCAGAAGGGCUCAGGGAGCCGAGUGCAAACCCACCUUCACGCAAGAAUUGCAUAUUUAUACAAAGCCACAAACUAUUUACAGUCCGCUACCUCCACCAAGCGUAACGAAGACGACAGUCAGAGCCAAAGAACAAAUGAUACCAGCUCCAUAUCUAAACAAAACGCUUCAAAGGAGUCUCAACCCAGACCCAGCGACAAAAAGAAACUGUUUUCAUCUAUUGCUCGUCAAUAUGGGGCCCAGCUGCGUUCUGUGUCCUUGAAAUCGCAACUCCGGCUUAACUGUGACAUCAAGAGAUCCAUAUGCAAGAGAUGUGAUUCAUUGCUGAGGCUGGGGCUGACGUGUUCGGAGACAAUAGAGAAUAAAAGCCGAGGGAAGAAGAAACCAUGGGCUGACACACAGGUCAUUAUAUGCGGAUUUUGUGGGACUCGGAAACGGUUUCCCCAGGGCAGCAAGAAGAAUAUCAAACUCGUUGAUCGACAGAAAGUUUAG